ACAGGUAGAAUUGCCCGUCAUAAAGAGCAGUCCCACAAAAGUGGUGAGAGCAGCUGGGAGAAGACUGAACCCACAGUAGAUAGGAGCUGAAAGUUCCAGAAUGAUUUCAUCGCUGCUUACAGUUACGCUGCUGGGGCUCGCGUGGACACCAGCAACAGCCCUACCAUGCCCCGAGACACUGCCCUCUCAACCACCUCCAUCAACUGCCCAUAGUGUGAAGCCUUCAGAUCUGGCUGUCCUUUCUCCCAUUGGCCUGCAUACCAGCACGGAGCUGCCCAAAGUGAUGGACCGACUCCAAGAGAUGAUGGCCCUGCUCAGCCCUAGACUAUUCACUCCCUUGGUUUCUGCAGAGAUGAACCUCUACGACAGGGACUUUGUGCAACACAGGGAUCUGGUAGAGCAGGCAAAAGAACUGUCUCUCGACCUGCAGGGCCGUAAGAACAUUGAUGCGGAGAGGGAUUGGAAGCUAGUGCUGCUGUUUGUUCAGGCGGAUCAGAUGUGUUCCUGCGAAGUGGAGCAGGCAAAGUCUGUCAUAAACACCACUGUCCAGGAGGUUGAUCGUGCUUUGAAGUUGCUGCACUCUCAGCUGAAGAGAACCAUUGUCAGUGUGGCCGUGUGGGACGGAGAGUACGACAGCUUCAAUAACAGGAAGUGUCCAUGCUCCCAAACAGAACCAGAAGAGAGGUUCCACCGGGCCGUGCUCACACUGUUCCUACAGGAGUCCUUGGAUAACCUCCUAGUUGAGAAGGGCUGGUAUGGUGACCGAGAGGACUUCAGUGUGGUUCUCCAGGAAACCCCUCUGGUGACCCACCUUGCAACCACAACUGACGGGAGGGUUGUGUCUGAGGGACAAGCAAGGCGGCUGACUGACCGGCUGAUGGUACAGACGCUGACCAGCCUGCUCCAGCGCCAAGCUGGCCAGCCCAGCAUGGAGGACCAUGAAUUGAUCCUCACAGUUCCCUGUCCCAGUGAGGACCGCCCCUUCCUCCGGACAGAGGGGAACUCCCCCUCCACUCGCCACACGGAGGCCUCCCCUUUCCUGAAACUGUUCACCGGCACAGAGAUGCCCUGCACUGAUCUUGGCCGCUCCCCCUCCCCACCCACCUCAGUCCAUGCCCUGCGUCCGGCAGAUAUCAGAGUCGUGGCGGCAGUGGGAGACUCUUUAACAGCAGGCAAUGGCAUCGGAUCAGCUCCGAGUGACGUACUGGACGUUCUGCGUCAAUACAGAGGCUUGUCUUGGAGCAUUGGCGGAGACGAAAAUCUGACCACUGUCACCACUUUGCCAAAUAUCUUGAGGAAUUUCAACGCUGAAUUAAUUGGAUACUCUGUUGGAAUGGGCAAGCAGGACACGCCAAACGCUUUCCUCAAUCAGGCUGUGGCCGGGGCAAAAAGCAAGGACCUUCCAAAACAGGUGCAAGCCCUGGUGAACAGAAUGAAGAGCGAUCCUAGCAUCAACUUUGAAUCUGACUGGAAGGUGAUUACCAUGUUUAUUGGGGGAAAUGAUGCCUGUGACAGCUGCAAAAAUUCGCUCUUCUUUUCGGUGGAUAAUUAUCUGCGGCAUGUUAGCGAGAGCCUGGACUACCUUCAUAAAGAGGUUCCACGGGCUCUGGUCAACCUGGUGGAGGUCCUCACCCUCCUUCCGCUGAGAACCAUGCACUCAGAACCCAACUCCAGAUGCCCCACAUGGCUGGUCAAGAUAUUGUGUCCAUGUGUCAUCUCGCCAAAGACAGGCUCUCAAAGCCGCGAAGUGUUGGAGGAAUUAAUCAGAGGCUAUCAGAGUUCGCUCACUGAUCUUGUGGAGUCCGGUCGCUAUGACACCCAUUCCAACUUCACCGUGAUCAUCCAGCCUUUCAUUCGGGAUAUUGAUCUCCCACUACAACCGGACGGGAGUCCUGACCGGUCUUACUUCAGCGCAGACUGCUUCCACCUCAGCCAGAAGGCGCAGACUUCGAUGGCUCGCUCCCUGUGGAAUAACAUGCUGGAGCCUCUGGGAUCAAAGACUUCAGUACAAGAUUUUUCACCUUAUCUUAAGCUGAGAUGUCCAUCAAAGGGUUCACCAUAUUUUAGAACUUACCAGAACAGCAACUACACUUACAAGGGGCCGGCUCCAACACCAGCACCAAUCACGAACUGGGGAAGUAACUUCUCCUGUGUGGACGUUAGCCCAUCCGCCUCUGUACCCACCUCAGUUCACAAGCUGCGGCCGGGGGACAUCAAGGUGGUGGCGGCCCUGGGGGACUCCACCACGUCCGGCACGGGAGCUAAGGCAAAUAGCGUGUUGCAGCUAAAGACAGAGUUCAGGGGAGUCUCCUGGAGUAUUGGAGGUGAUGCCACGCUAGAGACUGUCACAACACUACCAAACAUCCUUAAGAAGUUCAACCCAGCUCUACAGGGUUUCUCCAAAGGUCGGUUUGCGAAACAGAGGGGCUUCAACAUGGCUGUGGCCGGUGCCAAGACAAGUGACCUCCCAUCUCAGAUCCAGGCUCUAUUUAAGGCUAUGAAGGAAGAUCAGAAGGUGGAUUUUGACAACGACUGGAAGCUUGUGACAAUAUUCGUUGGCACGAAUGAUCUUUGCAACUACUGCAUGGACCAAUAUAACCUGUCAGCAAAGAACUACAGUCACAACCUCAAGAUCAGCCUGGACAUGCUUUACAAUCAGAUGCCAAGGGUAAUGGUGAAUGUGGUUGAGAUUGUGCAGAUUGAUCCACUGAGAAAAGUGAAGAAGAAUGACCUUGUCUGUUCACUAUUGCAAAGCUCCAACUGUCCCUGCCUAAUGAUCACCGAGGACAACUCUCCAGAGCUGCAGACGAUCAAACGAGUCAACAAGGAGUAUCAGGCUGAAUCUCGCAAACUUAUCUCGGGAGAUCUAUACGACAGACGGGAAGACUUCACCGUUGUCCUUCAACCCUAUUUGCGCAACUCAUUUAUCCCUUAUAUCGGGGUCGGCCAGGCCGACCUGAGUUUCUUUUCAGUGGACUGCUUUCACAUCAGUGAGAGAGCGCACGCAGAGAUGGCCAUUGCCCUGUGGAAUAACAUGUUGGAGCCUGUGGGCCAAAAGCAGGAAUACAACAACUUCACAUAUGACCCCACCAAAGUGCACUGCCCUUCCAAGGAUCAUCCCUUUCUGUUUACUAAGUUGAACAGCCUUCCGAGUUCACCGUUGCCCCCUACAACCGGUGUUCCAGUCAAUACCCAAACAACCAUCACUCCUGAUCCCGCGGACCCUUUGACCCAGUGUGCCCCCCCCCUCCCAGUGUGGGUGCCAGUGGUCGUGGCAUUUGCAAGCUUGCUGAUUGGUGUCGUUAUCAGCCGACUAUUUUUCUCCUUCCAACAGAGUUCGAAAAAGAAUAACAAUAAUGUAGAAAUGGAAAGAACUGGUCUUUAAUGACAUGCUACAGAAGGACAGAUAGAUGUACGCAGAUUUGGAUACACAAUAAGUAUUGCAGUGCGUAUGGAGUAUUGUGUCGCAUGGCGCAAAGUAUAUAAAUUGUAUGGUAAUUAUACUGUAAAUACUGCAGAGAAUAAACAUUUUUGUUGCCAUAAUUAUUCAUAUUUUUAAUAAAAAACCUUUACUGCUA
Messenger RNA from Gadus morhua (Atlantic cod), 3578 nucleotides. RefSeq names its product phospholipase B1, membrane-associated. Gene Ontology annotation, biological process: phospholipid metabolic process. Gene Ontology annotation, molecular function: glycerophospholipase activity. The transcript is spliced from 42 exons. The record is from RefSeq and is a predicted model, not a curated record. Bases 101 to 3385 code for a protein of 1094 amino acids. NCBI's taxonomy places the organism in Eukaryota, Metazoa, Chordata, Actinopteri, Gadiformes, Gadidae.